Messenger RNA from Kalmanozyma brasiliensis GHG001, 630 nucleotides. Its product is annotated as Snf7. Lineage: Eukaryota; Fungi; Basidiomycota; Ustilaginomycetes; Ustilaginales. Bases 1 to 630 code for a protein of 209 amino acids. The record is from RefSeq and is a predicted model, not a curated record. Gene Ontology annotation, cellular component: ESCRT III complex; multivesicular body. Gene Ontology annotation, biological process: endosome transport via multivesicular body sorting pathway; protein transport; late endosome to vacuole transport. The transcript has a single exon.
AUGUCAGGUCUCGAAAAGUCGCUCUUCCAGCUCAAAUUCACGGCAAAGUCGCUUCAGCGACAAGCACGAAAGGCCAGCAAAGAUGAGACAGCCGAGAAGGCAAAGCUCAAGAAGGCGCUCGCUCAGGGCAACACCGAAGGCGCACGUAUCUAUGCUUCGAAUGCCAUCCGCAAGAAGAACGAAUCGCUCAAUCUUUUGCGGCUAGGGAGUCGCAUCGAUGCGGUCGCAAGCCGAGUCGAGACGGCGGUCACCAUGCGUCAAGUGUCGGGUAGCAUGGCAUCCGUGGUAAAAGGAAUGGACAAGGCGAUGGAGAGCAUGAAUCUGGAGCGCAUAUCUAUGGUCAUGGACAAGUUCGAGACCCAGUUCGAGGAUAUGGAUGUGCAGACCUCCUACAUGGAGGGCACCAUCGGCGCAACCACAGCGCAGAGCAUGCCGCAAGACCAGGUCGACCUGCUCAUGCAGCAAGUCGCAGACCAAAACGGCAUCGAGAUCAACCACAAGCUUGGCGAAGGCGGUCUGCUGGAGGGCAAGGUGGCCGACUUGGCACCCAAGGUCGCCGACGGUAAGGUCAAGGAGAAAGAAGACGAUGCUUUGGCAGAGCGUUUGCGCGCCCUCCGUCCUGCUACUUAA